This is a messenger RNA of Papaver somniferum (opium poppy), 870 nucleotides long. RefSeq names its product F-box protein At3g07870-like. Bases 1 to 870 code for a protein of 289 amino acids. The transcript is spliced from 2 exons. The record is from RefSeq and is a predicted model, not a curated record. Lineage: Eukaryota; Viridiplantae; Streptophyta; Magnoliopsida; Ranunculales; Papaveraceae.
AUGGAAUACGACCACAAGGGCGUAGUGGUCGGGUCUUGCAAUGGUUUGGUUUGUGUUGGAGAAAGUAACAAAGAUGUUAACCUGGUCGAUCCUGUCAAACUUUGCAACCCUCUUACUGGAGAAUAUGUUUCACUUCCAAGAUUCAAAUUGACUCAAAAAUUAGCAAGUGAUGGUAAUAAUUGUCGUAACUUAGCAAGUGGAUUUGGUUAUUGUCAUUCAACUAAAGAAUACAAGGUUGUCAGAAUAUUUAGUCAGAAGGGAGAUUUGAGACAUGUGCAAGUAUAUACAGUUGGAGGGCAGUGGAGAUGCAUACGAUCUAAGUUGAGGUAUUUCAAUUGUGCAUCAUCAGGCAUCUAUGCUAAUGGGUCUCUUCACUGGUUAGACCAGAAUUAUAGCGAAAUGCCAGAACUUAAAAUCGUUGCAUUUGAUUUGGAACAUGAGAAGUUCUAUCCAGUGCCAAUGCCAACAGAUGCAACAUGUUAUUCUGUAGUGCAAAAUAACUUCACGGAUAUAUGGGAAUAUAAGCUUAAGAGAAAGAAGAAUUCUAAUGCCAUCACUAGUUCCGAUAUGAAAAAGAGGAACCAGAAAUAUCACAAGAAUUCGUGGCAUUGGAUUAAGGAGUUCAGCAUAGAGGGUGAAGCAGCAGCCAAGUUAAAACCAUUCGCGAACACAAGAAACAAUGAAGUUCUAUUGUGGUAUAAAAGCGUGUUUAUCUACUGUUACGAUCCUAAAACUUCAACCCUGAACAGGCUUUGGGAUGCUAAGGGUAUGGGAUGCUCGCAUAUAGAGGUGACUCCGCACAUCCCCAGCAUUGUUUCUUUGGAAGAUUUGGGAGAAACUAAUGUUAAGAGCUACAGAACUGCAACAUGA